Messenger RNA from Caenorhabditis elegans, 534 nucleotides. RefSeq lists its product as uncharacterized. Lineage: Eukaryota; Metazoa; Nematoda; Chromadorea; Rhabditida; Rhabditidae. Bases 39 to 368 code for a protein of 109 amino acids. The transcript is spliced from 2 exons. The record is from RefSeq and is marked reviewed.
AGGUUUCUUUUUUUCUUCAAUCAAAUUUGUUCCGGAAAAUGAACUUCUUCUCAACAUUUCUCAGAAAGUUCAAGGCUCCAACCAAAAAAACUUCAAAUGCUGAACUUUCCGAAAAGAACAUCUGGAGUCACGACGAAAAGCCCCAAAAGGCACACAUCAAAAGUCUACCUAAAUUUACUGAGAAACGGAAAGUUCUUCGCCGACAAGCCCGAUUCAUUGGAUUCCAACGGGGCUUUUUCGAAACCCGGUGUCCACGAAAAGUUGCUUGUCUGAAAGUGAACAAGUCAACUCACAAGAAUCCGAAAACAAUCAGAUGCCUUCAAAAACAAAGAAGAAUUACUGAAUAUUUCAGAAAAGAGCUCUUUUGAAUUGUUUAUUUUUUAGCAUUUUUUUCACUGUUUCAUUGUGUCAUUAAUUACUUUUCAUUUUUGACCCAUCGUGUUAUAUGUGUGGUUUUCUUAUUCUAACAAGUUCACGGAAUAUUAAUUGAUUUCCCUACUUUUUUUAAAAAAUAUAAAUGUACUUUAAAAGGAA